UUCCGUCAAUAAGGCGCUUGUAUCAAACCUGACCUUGUUUUGAAAUAUUUCUUCGGUUUGGUAUCACUUUGCAGACAAAGAGCCACAUGAAAAAGUGGCAACAGACUGUUUGAUAUACAGGGAUGGAAGGUAUAGAAGCUACAUGAUUUUAUGGUUUAGAAUAUAAUAUUAAAAUGGUCAAGUUAACUAUUGACCUGAUUGCUAGGGGUACCUCUGGUUACACCAAGAAGAAACGAGAUGAAUCUAUGUCACAGUAUUUACGCAGAUUAACUCAUCUUUACUUGGAAGACAGAAAUAUUGACGAAGUGAGUGAUGAAUUAUCAAUGUGUAAAAAUCUGUCUGUGUUGUACCUGUAUGACAAUCAGCUGAAUAGAAUUCCUAUGCUUCACCAGAACCAGAACAUUAAUAUGCUGUAUUUACAGAAUAAUGAUAUCUGUAAAAUAGAGAACCUGACACCUCUUGUCAGACUGUCUAAAUUGUACUUAGGUGGUAACUGUAUCACAGUAUUAGAGGGACUUGAUAAGUUAGAAAACUUACAGGAACUUCACUUGGAAAAUCAAAGGUUACCUCCUGGAGAAAAACUUUUGUUUGAUCCUCGGACAAUAAGAUCUCUGUCGAGAUCUUUACAAGUGAUUAAUGUGUCAGGGAACAAUUUGAACAGUAUUAGUGACUUAGAAUGUUUAAUAAUGAUACAACAAUUUCAUGCUACAGACAAUCAGUUAAUGGAUAUGAAGGAACUUGCUCAUAUAUUUGGACAGUGGCAUAGAUUGUGGAGAUUGGAUUUAAUGGGAAAUCCCCUGUGUCAUAAAGCUAAAUACAGAGAUAGGGUAAUCGUCAUGGCAAAUCAUUUAGAAAUUCUAGAUGGUAAAGAAAUAUCAGAAACUUCUCGUCAGUUUUUAAGGAAUUGGCAUGCAUCAAAAGAAGUACAAAAGAAGAAAAGAGAAGAAAUGUAUCGCAAAGGAACUGUUGGAGAUUUUCUCGAUGGAAACAAAGAAUUACCUCCAGUUAAAGACCCACGUAACCCUAAAGUUCCAGGUUACAUGAUGCCAGGCUACAUGAUGAAAGGAUUACCUAGAAAGCAGUUUGAUGAAUUACUUGCGCGAACGACCACAAACAUGUCUGAGAAGCCAGAGCCAGACCACACCACUCCAGUAAAGGCUAGGAGUGGUAUUCUGAGAUCUAAACUACCUGAUAUUUUCAAAUCUCCAUUUUUAUCAGUGCAGACCCCAGAACUGAGUUCAUCAGUAUCUCCUCAAAUGCCGAAGAUUUUGCGGAUUUCAAGAACAGUACGACGAUCGCAUCUGCCCCUGUACGAAGAAGACCUGUCAAUAUGACAUUUGAAUUGACUGGUAACCUUGAUUCUACACAUCACAUUAAACCAGAUCAUCUCCUUGGACACUGAAGUUCAUGUGUAUGCUAGUCAGUAGAUCCAAUAUCACAUGCAGUAAUGCUUGAAUAAUUUAUCUUUGUUAUGAUUGCAAUUCAUUUUGAUACAAAAAGUUUCCUUUUGAAAUGAAAAUGUACAAUACACAAAUGAAGCAACAUUGACACUUUACAAAGUUAUUGUUUUUGGGGCACAGUGUUGUAUUUUACACAAUUCAAUCCGUCCAUUUGUUAUAGGAGAUACAUAUUUUAAUUCUUAAAAUGAUAUUGUUGAACAACGACACUUUUAUUAUUUAUUCUGUAAUAUUCAUUAAUUUACUAUUUAUUUAUAUUAUCUUUAUUGUCAUUAAAUCUAUUUUUAUGUGAUCAUCAAUUGUAAGGAAAAAAAUAGGUUGAAUUAUCUGUAUAAAUAGGUCAUUUUGUGGACUUUAGUUAUUUAUUUUUUUAAUUGAUUUUUUUUAAUUGGAAAGCCUUUUGGGGACAAGUUGAUUACUUGUAGAGAGAUUUGAAAUCAUUAAAAGCAUAUUAAUUUGAAUCAUAGAUUAAAAAGAACCUGAUCUCAAAUAUGUUUAAAUAGACUAAAUAAAAGUUGAAAUAAUGUAUUGUGAUUCUGUAAAGUUCUUCUUUGUGAUAAUUAUUUAUACUGCGUUGAUGGGUUCCUGUCUUAUUGACAUAUACACAACAUCUCCAUUUAUUCAUAUCAAUAAGUGUAUAAAAGUAUGAUAGAAACCCUACCCUCUCCUCCCCCCUGUGUAACUUAAAAAGAUGCAUGUUAAAUUAGUGUUGUAAUCAGAUAAUGCAAGCUUUCAGUUAUCAAUAAUCUGGCAAUUAUUUAAGGAAAACAAAAUAUAAUUAAAUGCAAAGUAUCUUCUCUUUUUUCAUGAACCACAUCUGUAGACGUUCAUAUAACUGUUUUCAAUACCCCCUCUCAUGAAAACAAAAAAUACUAUUACAAGCCUGGAUACUAGAUAUAAGCUAAUAUAACCUGUCUCAAAAAAUAAGUUGUGUUCAAUAAAUUAUCUAUAUAUCUUGUACUGUUUCUGUUUAAGAAUAACUUUCAGAUUAGUUGUCAAUCAUCUGUGACUUAUACUAUUCAUUGUUAAUCUGAUGUUCUGUAGAUUCAUACAACACUUUUUCUACAUUAUAAAUUAAUUCUUUAUUUGUACUUAAUUCAUGAUAUAUAAAAAAAAGUUCUGAAUCUGUUGAUUUUUGGCAUCAGAAAUUUAAUGUCCUCUGAGAAAAUCAGUGUCACAAUUAACACAGCAGUACAUGUAAUAUGGAAUACAAGUUAAAAAUGAAGAAAGGACAUUAAAUUUAUAUCUUCAUUUACAAUUUUUUGUGUACCUGUCUGUAUGCUUCCCUAUUUUAUCAUAAACACAAUACAAAGAUAUUUUUUUGUCUAAUAACUAAAUUGUAAUUGCAAGAAAUCUUUAAACUAUAGAAAAACUUUUAUAAAAGAAAGGUUUUUAGACAUGAAAAUUAAGAAAAACUAUAAAGUUGGGCAUUAAUGUACUACUUAAGAAUUCUUGUACAUGUAUUGUGAUGACCAAACCAUAGUAUGUUUUGUAUCCCUCUGAGGUGCAUUUACAUUUUAUCAUUCCAUUGUAAAGAGGUGCUAAUACUAAGUAUUGUGACAGUAUUGUUAACUGUAGUGCCAUUACAAAAUUAAUCAUAUAUCAUGUACAUCAAAAUAAUAUGCUUAUUUGUGAGAUUCUAUAUUCCUUUGAUUAAGUGGCAUAUUUUGCAAAUAUAGUUUUGUUUUAAACCUGAUUCUUAGGAUUAGUUGUAUGCAACUUAUGUCAUAUAUUGAGAUUUCCAUUGUGAGCAUGACAUCUCUUUGGAGUAAGCUUUCCGUAUCUGCAUCUGCUUGUUCACAGAUAGUUUUUAAAUGUUAUGUUGAUUGUAAAUAGUAAAGUAUACAGCAAUGAAAACAUUCCAUUUAUAGAAUAUUAUGAUCCUUACUAAAUGAGAACCAGUUGUCUUGCAGUAAGCAUCCACUUUGAAAACAAUAAGCCCAUUUCUUAACAUUGUUAAACCACUUUUCAGUGCUAAAAAGAUUUGAAUUAAUCCUUGAUAUUUAAAGAAUGUUUGUUUUUGAAAUAAAUCUGGUAUUUUAACUUGGAAAAUAUUAAUUUCCAACUUGUUGAUUUGUAUCAGUAAUAUAAUUAAGGAGUGAAAUUUGUAAACUAUGUAAAAUGAUUUGUACAUGAAAAAUAUGUAUGACAAAGUAUUCAGCAUUAUGAAUAUUUUUCUAUAUCUAAGGUUUGUUCUUGAAAAAAAUAAAUAGUUUUUUUAAGAUGCUUGCAUAUUAUGUUCUAUGGAUGGUUGGAUCUAGAACAUAUUUUAGCGUUAAUCAUAUUGUAAUAAAUUCUAUGGGUGGUUGUGCUUCUGAAAAAAAGUGCUGUCAAAGACUCUUUUGUAUUUUUCUGUAACAGUCGUUAUAAUAACUGUCAAAAAUAUCAGAGUUCAAAGAAAUGACACUGUUAAAUAACUGUGAAAUUAUUAAAGUGUUGUAAAUAAAACUCACUACAUUGUGGACCAUUUCUAUGUUGUAUCAAUGUGUUCUAUAUUAGUUAAUUAAGAAUCAAGAUAUAGAAAAUCAGAAAAUAAAUUCUGUAAUAUGACACCAGAACCAGCCGUAUCCAAUCUGUUUUGUUAACUUUAACUUUCACAUACACUUUACGAAUUUGACCUGUCUAAAGAAGACAUUUGUUUCAGUUAAGACAGUUUAUACUGUAAAGCUUAUCCAUUUGUUUCAGUUAAGACAGUUUAUGCUGUAAAGCUUAUCCAUUUGUUUCAGUUAAGACAGUUUAUACUGUAAAGCUUAUCCAUUUGUUUCAGUUAAGACAGUUUAUGCUGUAAAGCUUAUAUAUUUGUUUCAGUUAAGACAGUUUAUGCUGUAAAGCUUAUCCAUUUGUUUCAGUUAAGACAGUUUAUACUGUAAAGCUUAUCCAUUUGUUUCAGUUAAGACAGUUUAUACUGUAAAGCUUAUCCAUUUGUUUCAGUUAAGACAGUUUAUACUGUAAAGCUUAUCCAUUUGUUUCAGUUAAGACAGUUUAUGCUGUAAAGCUUAUCCUUUUGUUUCAGUUAAGACAGUUUAUACUGUAAAGCUUAUCCAUUUGUUUCAGUUAAGACAGUUUAUACUGUAAAGCUUAUCCAUUUGUUUCAGUUAAGACAGUUUAUACUGUAAAGCUUAUCCAUUUGUUUCAGUUAAGACAGUUUAUACUGUAAAGCUUAUCCUUUUGUUUCAGUUAAGACAGUUUAUACUGUAAAGCUUAUCCAUUUGUUUCAGUUAAGACAGUUUAUACUGUAAAGCUUAUCCAUUUGUUUCAGUUAAGACAGUUUAUACUGUAAAGCUUAUCCAUUUGUUUCAGUUAAGACAGUUUAUACUGUAAAGCUUAUCCUUUUGUUUCAGUUAAGACAGUUUAUACUGUAAAGCUUAUCCUUUUGUUUCAGUUAAGACAGUUUAUACUGUACAGCUUAUCCAUUUGUAUAAGUUUAUUUUAUGUGUGUCUAUCAUAAUUUAUUCACAAUUUGCUCAAUUCCAUGAUGUGAUAUUUAAUUUUGCUUUUAUGUGUCAUGAUUCAGUAUUUCUGUUUACAAGCAAUAAAAGAGUAAUUUGAAAAAAUA
Messenger RNA from Mytilus californianus (California mussel), 5013 nucleotides. Its product is annotated as protein phosphatase 1 regulatory subunit 42-like. The record is from RefSeq and is a predicted model, not a curated record. Gene Ontology annotation, molecular function: protein binding. Bases 174 to 1334 code for a protein of 386 amino acids. The transcript has 11 exons. NCBI's taxonomy places the organism in Eukaryota, Metazoa, Mollusca, Bivalvia, Mytilida, Mytilidae.